UAUUUGUGAAAAAUGCCAAUCUGUAUAAGACUGUCGCGUUUGCGCUGUUUAUUGUUUAACAAAUUAAUUAAUAUUCAAACAAAAAAGCCGCAAAUUGUUGUUAAUUAAACAAAUAAAUGAAAUAUUCUUAAAUAAACAGUGAAUAUCAAGAAAAUAUAUGGAAAAUAAUUGUAUUAAAUUGGAUUGUGAACCAUUCGCCAAGGAGAUGAAAUGAACUGGAAAAUACAUAUAUCUAAUUGCAGUAAUAAUUGAGACUCCGAAUAUGAAAUUGGAAAAAUUAUAUUGGAAAUAAGUUUGCGUAAUGAAAUUGUAACAAUAGAGAAACUCUAAAUAGCGAGCACUGAAUACAUAAUGUGUGCAAUCUGAAGUCAAAGCAUUUGUAUGUGAAGCUAAAUUUUAACAAAGGAAUUUUGUAAUCGAUCCACUAUCUCUUCAUUUGGUAAUUUGACAUUUUUUCUCAAUGAAAACUGGACUGGUUAGUUCAAUGGUGUAUGCGGUUCAAGCCAACCACGGCCAAGACAAAUAAAGGUGUACGUGCAAUAUACAUAUGUAGGUAUGUACGCUGCGGCUGUUACAGCUACAACAGCGUUGUAGCGCAGAGUUAUUAAAAAUAAAUACAUAUAAAUAGAUAUAGUGUGGCUAAAGACGAAGUGUAAAAACAAGUAGCAGCAGUCAAAGUUGUUAGUGGUUUGCCUCAGUAGGUGUGUGGCAAACUUGAUUUUUACCAGCCUCCCUUUGUUGUCUCUUUAAUAUACACUAGCACUAGAAGCUAAACAAACUAUUUACAAGCUUGCAUUUUAGAUUGCAAGUGUUGCGGCUGCGCACAAAUUAUCUUUGCUUACGAUAUAGCAAUAUUACAACGAUUAACUAUUACUAUCAAUAAAAUAAACAAACUGAACAGUCAGAAAUUUUAGUUGAAUUUCCGCACACUUCGGAAACAGGGUGUAAUUACAGCGUAUAAAUCGAAAAUGCAUCAUCAUCACCCACUUGCAUCAACGCAAACUACCAAUGGCGCCACUUCAGCAAAUAACAAUGCAGCGGUACCCGCACUGCCAAAUGUUGGUAGCAUAAAUGCGGUUAUUGCCUCGGGCAGUGCAAACAAUCCUAAUACUAGUGCCGGAACAUCUCAUGUACAACAGCGGCGACGGAAGAAACGUCCAAACUAUGGUACGCGCACCGUAGAGGUGCGUCGCGGUUAUAAUGGAUUCGGAUUCACCAUAUCUGGCCAGCAACCUUGUCGUCUCUCAUGCAUAGUGUCUAAUUCGCCGGCUGAUCAAGCAGGACUACGCGCUGGAGAUUUUCUGAUUUCAGUCAAUGGUUUAAACGUGUCAAAGUUACCCCACGAAACAGUGGUCCAAUUAAUUGGAAACUCGUUUGGUAGCAUACGUAUGCAGAUAGCUGAGAACUAUUAUUCAGACAGCUCGGAUGAGGAGAAUGCGGCGCUUAUGUUGCAACAACAAACUGCCGUAUCGAGUUUAAAUGGUGUGCUCUCAAAUCAAUUAGGCUUAGGCGUGGGCGGAGUACGUGCCAAACCGCGUUACUUACAUCACAAAGCGAAGAUGCAUCGCUUACGUAAUUCGCCGCAAAAGAAGCGUACAGUAACUUUACAGCAGCAACAACAGUUGGCACGUGCGGAGCAACUAUCAAAGUGUGUGUCUGCACUUAAACCGAUGGAAUUACAAAAACUACGACCACUCAUCGAAGAUCUACCAAUGCCUAUUAACAGCUCAGCUUAUAUGCUGCCCAGCGUUAGUGCAGCAAAAGAAGCAUCAGCAGAUGCCGCAGCUGCAUCAAACUCCGCUGCAGAUUUGGCAAACGUGAAUGCAAUGGCGCGUGCACCCGCCGCUGCCUUAGAAUAUCGUGCCAUUGUCGGUUAUCUGGGUACUAUCGAAAUGCCGAAACAAAUUUCCCAUAGCUCUAAAUUGCAGACGGUACGCUCAUGUAUACGCAAAUUGCGUCAAGAGAAACGUCAACCUAAUAUGGUAUUAAUGACAAUACUACCCGAUUGUCUCCGUCUGCAAGCUGCUAACGGUAAUACACUGGCUAGUUACGCCUCCGAACGCUUAAACUAUGUGAGCUCAUCUUCGGAGAGUGAGAAUCGGUUUUUCGGUUUGGUCACUAGCGCGGUACACACAUCACAUAUGGACGAUGAUGAUGAAGAUGAGGAUGACAUUCAGGCAGCCAACGUUCGCAACGGUCAAGGUGUUGUGGGUGUCGGUGGCGCUGCUGGCAAUAACGGUAAUGCGCACGUUAGUAUCUCAAAUAGCUGUCAUGUCUUCGUUGUGGACACAAAACUAUGCGAACAUCAGACGCAUGUACCGCGUGCAGCCGAAUUUCGUAUUCACUGCACACGCGAUCCCAUAUCCAGUUUGUGUCUGGAGUUUCCAAAUAAUUCAGAAUACGUGGUGAAUCUCAUACGGAGCAUGUAUACAAUGCGCAUAAUGCCACCAAUGGUCAGACAUCAUGCUGCUGAAGAUAUUGUAAAUGGUUAUGGAGCUUGUGUUGCUGGUGGACCCGCAGCUGCGGCGCAUUCUCCUCAACCUAGUAAUCACAGCGAAAUCUCAACGACUACGUCAAAUUCGGAUUCUGGUAUCGGAUUCCACAAUGAUUGCAAUAAUAUAUCGGAUCGCAUAUUAGUUGUAGACUUUCCUGGCGCGCCAGAGCUGCGCAUGCGUCCAAUGGGCGCGCGCCCUUUGGGCAUAUUCAAUAAUUUUGAUAAUGUCACUGAUAAAUGUCCAACCGCACACGCAGUGCCUGAAGAGAAUUCACCGCCACAAAGCGCUGAUGUAGCAUCCACAAGCAACUCACACUGCGCAAAUUCAAGACCAAAUUUACUGGCCUCUUUCAAUCUGAUCAAAAGUCCUGCCACUUCGCUGCAGACAACACGUUCCUGUGACGACGUACUGGCUUUGGUCGAACGCAGCGCAGAUGAUGGUGAAACUGCCACUUUAGAUCAACAGUCUCUCAUAGCUCCACACGCAUCCAUGGAUGAUAUAUCAUUGCACUCUACCGCUCCCUCAGCGUCUGCCAUUAGUUGCUCUGCUGCCGAUGAUCAUCUCUUUUUGCAUCCAGCCGCUUGCAUGUUGGCUAUGCAACAACAAAAGCAACGUCCCACUGCUAGUCAGGUGUACGCGUUGCUGCAGGAUUGUCUUUCACGCGCACGUAAUGCACGUCAAUCACUACCAGCACAUACGACACCCGACGCGUUGCUGAGCGCACAGAAUUGUAACGGAAACUCAUCUGCUGCCGCCACCGCGCUAACUAAACGUCAUUCAAUUGGUUUCGAAGCAUCGAAUAUAACGCCGCCUGUGCCAGCUCUUAAUGUGAGCACUUUCGAGACCAAUACGUGGAAAAGUUUGCAAGAUUUGCGUGAAAAUGAGGAAUCUCUUACGUCUCACCCGCCAGAUGGUAUCAACAGUGAGCCGGAUCUACUGAAUCCAAAUCUCCCCGCUAAUGCCUCACCAUUCCGUCGGGCCUGGGGUCAAUCGUCCUUUCGCACGCCACGCACAGACAAACGCGCCCUCCAACAAUUGCAAUUGCAACAACAAUCCGGCCAGCAUCAGCAUCUCAGUCCACUAGUACGACGCUCAUCAUCGAUGACCGCAUCCGACAAUGAUGUCUAUAUCAAGUCCAUACAUCACACCGACUACCAUGAUGAGCUCAAGCAGGCGCAUAGCCAACAUCAGAUAGCUACAUCGGCGGCAGCUAUAGUUGCCGCAAGAAAUGCGAAUGCAGUUGCCGCGGUAUCAGCCGCUACGCUUGCAACGGCUAAUGCUAAGAACAUCAAGAUUGGCAGUUGCACAAAUCAGCUAAAGAUGCCACAACUGAAGACCACGUCGUCAACAGCCACAGAUAACGGUGUUGGAGGUGUCACUGCUUGGGGUACAGCUUUUGAACGGCUGCUGGAAGACCCUGCUGGUAUGCAUACCUUCGCCGAGUUUUUGAAAAAGGAAUUCUCUGCCGAAAAUAUUUACUUUUGGACAGCUUGCGAGCGUUAUCGUGCCCUGGAAAGCUCUGUUGAGCGUUCAACACAAGCGAUGGCCAUUUUCUCAAAACAUCUGGCCAAUGGCGCCUUAGAGCCGGUAAAUGUGGACUCGCAAGCGCGCAAUCUGACACAAGAGAAGCUGGAGAGUGCUGAGCCGGAUAUUUUUGCACCUGCACAGAAGCAAAUCUUUAAUCUCAUGAAAUUCGACAGCUAUCAACGUUUCAUACGUUCCGAUAUGUAUAAGAGCUGCCUGGAGGCAGAGGAGAAGCGCCAACCGUUGCCGUAUAAAGCUGAAGAUUUAGAUGAGUUGCUCAGAACGCCGGCACAUCAGCCGGUCUCAGUGAGCAGCAUUGUGUCGAAGCUCAAGAAGUCAGCCAGCAACGCAGAGGACCGUUGCCGUAAAAGCUUGUUACCAUGGCAUCGUAAAACGAGCAGCAACAAAGCGCCACGUGAUGGCGCAGAUGCGCCGUCAGAGUGCAAAACAACAACAAAUAAGCUAGCGCCACUCUCCAGUCAUUCGUUGAAAGUAGCGCCAGCCCAAAAUUCUCAAAGCGACAUACACAGCUCACGCUCUUCACUCUCCUCCUUCGAUGGCUUGCCAGGUGCUUCCAUAUUGCCAGGCACUUGCCGCGUCAUCUUGAGUGAUGCCUCUACAACCAUGGUGCAGGCGCGCGCCAACGAAACGGUUGGCCAGCUGGUCGAGCGUUUGUUGGAGAAGCGUGGCCUGAGCUAUCAAUAUUACGAUGUGGUGGCGAAAGGUACCACCAAAUCGAUUGAUUUGCAAACUUCAUCACAAACGCUCGUUGGCAAAGAAGUGAUGAUUGAGCAGCGAGUCGCCUUCAAAAUGGAUUUGCCCGACCGCAAGGUAAUCUCUGUGAAGAGCAAACCCAAGAAACAGUUACACGAGGUGGUGUGUCCCAUACUGCAUAAAUACAACUACGACAUAGAAGAGGUACAGGUGGUGAUGCGUGAAACGCAGGAGCCAAUUGAUUUGUCACUAACUGUGACACACGCCGAUGGUCAGCGUUUACAAGCCUUGUGGCUGAAGCCACCACCAUUACUGCAGUGUAAUGACUAUCAAAAUGGCAAUGGUUGCGCACCGAAAGUAGCAAAGGCUUCCACAUCGACAAAAAGUGUAUCCUUUCCGAGUGCAUUGAAGCAAGCAAAUGGCGGCGCUUUGCGCUCAACUGCUGGCAAUAGCAUUAAUGUGUCGCAUUCGACACAAAGUGCCCUGGAUGAGAUAACAAACAAAGUAUUUACCGAAUUGAUGCAGGUGAAAGUGGAAGCAGCCAGCGCGGAAAAAACACAGCCAUUAGCCGCGCACAAUGGCAAAGUCAACGAUCACGCAUCGCUUAAGUCUGAUGACUGCGCUUCAGAGACGUCAUCGAUUUUUGAACGCAUACGUCGUCGUGACAACAAUAUUCAAAGUCUCAAAUUGAAACUGAAGAAGCGUUCAACCAGCAGUCAGCAUUCGGAGGAAACAAACCAAAGCUGUCACACAACAGCCAGCAAUGGUCAAUUGCCGGCGCCAACGGCAGUAAGCACUACGGUGUUAGACAUUAAGAAACCAAUCAUAGCUAAAUUAAAAGCGGGUGUGAAACUACAAAUGCCAGAGCGAGUAGCUGAAAAUCAAGAUGAACUACUCGAAGGCCUGAAGCGCGCCCAACUCGCCCGCUUAGAAGACCAACGUGGAACUGAAAUUAAUUUCGAACUACCCGAUUUUUUAAAGAAUAAAGAAAAUCUCAACGCCUCAAAGUUGCGAAAAGCACGCGCAAAUCUCAGUCCCAUAAACAAGCCACCCACACAAAUUUCCGUAGCAGCUACAGAUGAACAACCCGCACAAACAGCACCACAACCAACACUGCAAGAACGUCCACAACCCGCACCACGUCUAUCCAUAACAAAUAAACUCAAAGCAAACACAACAGUAUCGCCCUUAAAGCAUGAACCAGAUGCGCCUGCGCAAUCCAAUACACUUGAGGUACGCCAAACAGAGCCGGCAACACCGUUAACAGCGAAUCCCACAAGCGCAAUAUUGGAAUCUGAGUACGCUGCUGCAUUAGUGGGAACUAACAGUUGCAAGGGUCCACCACCAUUGCCACCCAAGCCUAAAGUAUUGCCCAUUAAGCCAUCGAAUUGGGGUGCUGCCGCAAGUAUGUCCAACUCAUCCGCAGCUUCCACGCCCACAACACCUUCAACAACAAGUAUACCCACAUUACCCACUCCGACACAUAAAAGUUUUACAACAGUUGGCUUGACUAAUAGCGUUACAACCAAUGUGGAAGAUGCGCCAUUGAUGUUACAUGUGUCGAGCAAACAUUUUACACCAAAUGAAAUAGCCCCACGUAAGACGCAUUUAAGUAUCGCAACUGAGCAGCCCACGUCAGCGCGUUGUGCUUAUCUUGAAGAGCCGAGUAGCAGCUUCGUUUGAGAAAGAGUGAAUGAGAGAGAGAGAGAGAGAUGUAUUCUAUAAUGGCUUCCACACCCCAUUCCAUUCUCCCCUUUGGCCAAACCCUUUUCCACAUGAUUUUUUAAGUGAUAUAAAAUAUAAAAUAAAAUAAAAUAAUUACGUAACUUUAUAUAUUUACAUAAUACAUAUGUAUAACAUGCACAAUAAUUAUUUAUUAGCAUAUUUCAUUUUAAUCUCCUGAUACUACU
Messenger RNA from Zeugodacus cucurbitae (melon fly), 6643 nucleotides. It is a transcript of the gene loco, whose product is annotated as regulator of G-protein signaling loco. NCBI's taxonomy places the organism in Eukaryota, Metazoa, Arthropoda, Insecta, Diptera, Tephritidae. The transcript is spliced from 6 exons. Gene Ontology annotation, biological process: signal transduction. The record is from RefSeq and is a predicted model, not a curated record. Bases 969 to 6416 code for a protein of 1815 amino acids. Gene Ontology annotation, molecular function: protein binding; GTPase activator activity.